Molecule: messenger RNA, 1515 nt
Organism: Cylindrotheca closterium
Lineage: Eukaryota; Bacillariophyta; Bacillariophyceae; Bacillariales; Bacillariaceae
Source: the annotation of a GenBank genome assembly
AUGGAGAGUCAUCAUCAGCUACAACAUCAAGAUCGACCAACACUCGCACAACAAAGAUCAGAACAACAUGCCAAUGUCACGAGAAUGCACCCACCACCUUUGAAGAAGUUUCGAGGAGGGCACUCGUUAGCGGGAAGUAUCCAUGUGAGGGCAACGAACUAUAGAAGAAUGGCUGAAGAGUGUUGGACGGCACCAGUCUCAGAUGAUGAAGUGACGCCUGAAGUCAAGGUUCAAUAUGAUGCCAUCAAGGACACCAUCCUGUCCAUCCCAUGGACUUCUGGAAUUGUAGCUAUUCGCAGAUACUUUCAAGAAUUAGUUUCUUGCAUACAAAUGAAAGCAGCAAUUCAUCCUACCUUGGCUCGUGUGGUGGCCCGGGAUAUGCAUCACAGCUCGAUGCUUACAUUAUUGUGCAACAAGGCCCACACACCACUGGCACAUUCAACCAUGAAAUUCCUCAUUGAACGCAAUCCUUCUGCUCUGCUGUGGAAGAGGGACGACUGGGAGACGAUGGGUAUAGAAUAUUCCAUGCCUAUCUAUACAAUUGCGAAUCAUCAUGCGCACCAUGUGCUUUUGCCAUGGAUCGCCGAACAUUUUCCCUGGGUACUGGAGCAUCCUGCUUGUCAAGCAAGACCUCCUACCUUUGACUUUAUUGGGCAGUGCGUCAAUGGAAUUGCUUUGAAUUCACCCAUAGUACGCCAGUUCUUUGAGAAGUAUCCACAGGCCUUGUUCCAUGUGGACCCUUCCCAAAAGUCCACACCACUUCACCAUUUUCUGUUUGGCUUUACUGAAUGCAGACUCGAUCUCUUUCAAUGGCUUGCAACCAAGUGUCCUAGUGCUCUGGUACAACAGAAUGCUUUGGGAUGGACUCCCUUGCAUGCUGCGUGUUCGGCUAUGACAGAAUCUCCAUCGAAUAACAUGAAGGAAAUUUGCAAGUUUAUCAUUCAACGAGCUCCACAGAGUGUACACAUGAUGGCAUUCGACGGGACACUACCAAUACACAUCCUCAAGCAUCGUCACAACAAGCCUAAUAUGCGAGAAAUAAUGGUUAUCAUUCUACGGACUUAUCCUGAAUCUCAUAUCAUGACCACCAAAGACCCAUCUUCGUAUCCAGCACCAAGUUCACAUGAAUUUGUGAAGAAAGUCAUGCCGCUAAUACUGGAAGAGCAGGAACUAGAAGGAACAAUAACGCAACUUCGAAAAAUGCCAGCUAAUCUAACGUUAGCUUUUGCGCAGCAGCAAUGUAAUAGUGACCAAGAAGACAUUUCCUUGGCUUGUAAAAUAUUUGCCACCUGGUCCAAAUCCAAGCUGACUUCAUCGGAGGGCCGAAUGAAGGCAAUUGCAAUGGAACUAGAGAUGAUUUGCAAAGAAGAGGAGCAACAACAACGAAAACAACAACAACAAGCAAAGGACCUAACCUUCCAGGCUAGUUUCUCAUCUCCGGGAGCUACGGAUACAGAACAUGAAUCUACAACAGAUGAUGAGGAAGAUUUGGACUACAGUUCCGAUGACAGCUAG